Messenger RNA from Bradysia coprophila, 2238 nucleotides. Its product is annotated as synaptic vesicle 2-related protein. Lineage: Eukaryota; Metazoa; Arthropoda; Insecta; Diptera; Sciaridae. Gene Ontology annotation, cellular component: membrane. Gene Ontology annotation, molecular function: transmembrane transporter activity. Gene Ontology annotation, biological process: transmembrane transport. The record is from RefSeq and is a predicted model, not a curated record.
AGUUUAUUGUUGAAUUUGAACCAAAAGAGUUGUUGCAUAUUUUGUUAGUCAUCACUCAACUAAAGUAUAAAAAUGUCGGACAGUGAUCGGUUCUUACAAGUUAAUGUGCUAUAACUAAACGAAAAGUUAUUUCAGUUGCAAUCAAUUAACGGAAUGCGUUUAGUUUAAUGACUUUUUUCAAGUAACAACCUGAUGAGUGUACAAACUUUUAAAAUGUAAAAUAAAAGGUUCAGCACCUUUCUCACGUCUAAUGUGAAUCGUCCAAAUAACACCAGAGUAGUAAGAAUGUUAUUGCGCGAUUCAUACCAUUGAUGACAUGACAAAGACAUCGACUUACUUUAGUGUACACAACUUUAGUGUGAUCUAAGAAAAUAAUAACAAUGAAAUUAUGUAAACUGAAUAUUGCUGUUACAAUAAUAUUUCUGUGGAUCUAUAGAGUUCGAUGAACUGGCGAUCGAAGUCUUGAAGAAAAUAAUUAGCGAACGAAUUCCAAUAUAACUGUGAAUAAAUUGUGUGUGCGGAUAUUCCUUUUGCUAUGAAGUCAUAAUCGAAACAAAAACAUUUUCAUCUUUACAUACCUAUACUACACCUUUGUGGAUAUAUUGAGUUAUAGUAUAGUGAAUAACAUAAAAAUGGGGUUUAGACGUUCCGGAGUUACCAAAGAUUAUGAAGAAAUGCCAGGGGCGAAUGUUCCAACCGGCUUGGAAACAGUCGAAGCGAAUAGAGAACAUCCACUUAGUCAGGAGUUCGAACUUUCAUCUGUUAGUGUUGUACCCGACGAUACUUAUACAGUCACACAAGCUGUUAAUGCGUUAGGCUUUGGAUGGUUCCAAGUGAAAUUAUCACUGUGCGUUGGUUUGUGUUGGAUGGCCGAUUCGAUGGAAAUGACCAUUUUGAGUGUGUUAGGUCCCGCUCUGCACUGUGAUUGGGGUAUUACACGAUACCAACAAGCUUUGACAACAACCAUUGUAUUCUUGGGGAUGAUGCUUAGUUCAACAUUUUGGGGACAAUUAAGUGAUAGAUACGGAAGGAAGCCGGCAUUGACUUUGUGUGGUGUACUACUAUUUUUAUACGGUUUGUUGAGCUCAGUUGCUCCAAGUUUUGGGUGGCUGCUAUUUUUAAGAGGACUUGUCGGUUUUGCUAUUGGAUGUGUCCCUCAGUCAGUAACGUUAUACGCUGAAUUUCUUCCAACGAAACAACGAGCCAAAUGUGUGGUUCUCUUAGACUGCUUUUGGGCACUCGGUGCUUGUUUCGAAGUGGCACUAGCGCUGGCUGUAGCUCCUACACUGGGAUGGAGAUGGUUGUUGGGUCUUUCUGCAGCUCCUUUGUUCGUGUUUGCAAUUAUAACUCCGUGGUUACCCGAAUCAGCGCGCUACCACGUAGCGAGUGGCCAAACUGAGAAAGCUCUAUCAACAAUAGAACAGAUUGCUAAAGACAACAAACGGCCUAUGCUUUUGGGUAGAUUGGUUGUGGAUGGUCCUUCCGGACCUAGAGGAAGCAUCAAAGCUCUACUGAGUAAAUCGUUACGACGUACUACGCUUUUAUUGUGGUUCAUAUGGAUGUCUUGUGCCUUCUGUUACUACGGGCUAGUUUUAAUGUCAACCGAACUAUUUGGUGGAUACAACAAUCGAAUCGAUCCAGACAAUUCUGCUGAAUGUCAUCCAUUACAGACAACCGACUAUAUGGACUUAUUGUGGACAACCUUAGCUGAAUUUCCGGGUAUUUUUGCGACAAUUGCUAUAAUUGAAAAAUUUGGACGUAAGAAAACCAUGGCACUGCAAUUUUUAUUGUACGCUGGAUGCGUUUUACUGUUAACAUCGACUGAAGAUCGGACAAUCUUAACAAUCAUCUUGUUCAUGGCUCGAGGGGUUAUUGCUGGACUUUUUCAAGCUGCAUAUGUAUACACGCCCGAAGUGUAUCCGACAUCUUUACGGUCAGUAGGAGUUGGCGGUUGCUCAGCAUUAGCAAGACUCGGUGCAAUGGCCACACCAUAUGUAGCUCAGGUACUGUUGCAGUCUUCUGUUUGGAGUGCAGUAUCAGUUUAUGGUCUUUUUGCAGUGUGUGCUAGUGUUGCCUGUUUGCUACUUCCGUAUGAAACGCGUGGAGCUGAUAUGGCUACGUAAAUUAUUUAUUUCUUUUAUUUAUUUAACAUUCAUUGAAUGACUUUUUACCUCAUCAAAUCAUAUCAUGCAAUAAAUUAAAUUUAUUUAUACACGGAUAAUUUUGGUUUUCAUCGCG